Molecule: messenger RNA, 2604 nt
Organism: Cercopithifilaria johnstoni
Lineage: Eukaryota; Metazoa; Nematoda; Chromadorea; Rhabditida; Onchocercidae
Source: the annotation of a GenBank genome assembly
AUGCCAAAUCCGCCGCAAUAUGCUCAGGUUGGUGGCGUGUGGGAAAAGCUUUCAACAAAAAAAGAACAAAUUCACGAUGGACUUAAUAAGCUAUUUGCAAUAAUGCCUUAUGAUAUUAUUACGUUGAAUACGUGGAAUCGAUUAAUACCACAAUGGAUGCAAAGUAUUUGUGAUUUGAUGGAAGAUGAUGAUUUCUCUGAGUUCAAAAUAUUACUUAGUAAAAUAUUUGAAUCUGACCUUCGUCCUUUACCAUUCAAUAAUGAGCAAUUGUAUCAAUUCAUCACUGAUCACUUAACAACAGGCGAUAAAAGAAGUAUUUCAAAUGCGCUCGAUUGGAUUCAUGUUUUAUUGUCGAUGGAAAUUUCAAUACCACUUUCAAUCUUACUUGAUGCAUUUUCCAAAUGUGUCACACGAAUGUCACAAAUGGAAUUAAAUGAAAAUACUGAGAAUGAUUUCGAGGAGGAAUAUGCAUCGUUACAUGUUUCCAUGAUCGAUAUCAUUUCCAAGCAGAUAUCUUUAAGUGAUCAAUCACAAAAUGAAGUAAAUAUGAUGGCUGAUUUAAUCUUUUCUACAUGUGCCAUAAUAUUGGAAAAGCCAUUUGCACAUUGUAAGCAUAGCUGUGAUAAUCCGGAAUUUGAUGAAUUUCUGGAUUGUUCCGCUUGUCAACAAUCUGUUUUUGUUUAUCAGACUGUUGCUCAACUUAUGGAACGAUUAUCACCCAAAAAACAACUUCAUAUAAUAGUUCAUGCUGAUGAGCCAACAACUAAUUGGAAAACGCAAAUUUCUAAUGUUCCACCAGAAAAAUCAUCGUUUGAUAAAUGUUCCACUCCAUCAGUGAUAGCACCAGUAUCAGAUACAUUAUCAUCAUCAUCAUCAUCACUUAUCCAAAAGUUAACAACAACAAAUGAUAGUAAACUUCAAUUUCAAACAGCUACUAUUCAUGAAACAAACACCGAAUUUGUUGGCUUAUUGCCUGAUGAAGAGGUUGAAACAGCUGUCGAAUAUGCAACAUUAACGGAAGCAGGUGUGGAAUGUGGAACACAUCAUAUUAUAACAUCAUCGUUGGUGGAAAAUGUUAAAAUUUUAUCAGUGGAAGAAGAUACAGUGGUAAAAGAAGGAACAAAAUUUUGGAAUACUUCAGUUGGACGUUUCCGUUUCGCACUUUCCGAUUUACCACCUCAACUUUGCCUUAUCCAUUCCAUUUUAACGAAUCUGGAAAUGGAGCGCGAAGCAGAUGCUCAUUAUUUCAUGCUUACAAUAGUGAAACUUUUAUGCCUUCAUUGUGAAUCGUUGUUGAAUGCUCGUCGUGAACAUCGAGGAUACUUAAUUUGGGCACAAGAAAAUUUGCUUAUACCGAAACUAUGGACUUUACUUCGUUCAGAUCGUUCACAGUUAGCAGAAUUAGUAAUUCCAUUAAUUAUGCAUUGUUUAACAUUACCAAGUGGUGAGGAAAUGUUCUGGAAAGUGGUUAAUUCACAAUUUAUUGAUCAACGAUGGGAAGAACGAUUUUCAGCUGUGGAACGAACAAGUGUACUUCUUCAAUUGGCGAAUGCUUCAACGAUUAGCUCAAAUAAAAUAAUUCAAACAAGUCUAAGUUGUUGUAUCACACAUUUGAUUGCAUCAGUUGAUGAUCCGAAUGUUGCUGUUGCUCAACAUGCAUUACUAUUUAUUCAACAUAUGCCAUCAGCUUCUUUAAAGUUGAUGUGUCUUUGUUUGGAAUCACAAUUUGAUAGUUCAAUUUUGGAUCGAGCAUUAAUUAUCACUCGAAUUCAACAACUGAUAUCAAUUCUACCGGAUGAAGAAAUUCUUACAUGGGAAUUUUUCAUUCAACGAUUUGAAGGACUUGCUAUCGAAUGUCAACUUCUUAUGAAGAAUAGCGAAUCAAACUUUAUCCACGAUUUAACUCAUUCGGAUCCAUUAAGUGAAUUAUAUCAGCAAAAGAUAACUCGUGCACGUGAAAUUAUCGAGAAUAGUUCUAAUACUCGAUCAAUUGUUCGAACUUUACAAAAUAAUUCAAUGUGUCAUCAACUUAGUGCAGCAACAUUUCGGCCAUCAUCGGAAGAGAUGAAAGAAUCUAUGCAUUGUUCAUCGCAUAGCAGCGGAACUUUUUCACGUCAACGAGAAUUUACGAAUGAAGAGAAUCAUAUGUGUUUAUUAAUGAAUCGAGUGGUUGAUAUUGAUAAUCCGGAACGAUAUAUCGUCUACUUGACAGUUUCAUUAUUUAUAUCAUUCCUUUGUAAAACGAAGAAAAGUGGUGAUGAAAAAGCAAUAGCUAAGAAGCAAAGUUUACUUUUUCGACAUUUUAAUGCUCUCAUUGGUUACAGUAACUCGGAGAAAUGUUUUACCAUAUCACCAAAGAUAUUACGGAAAUCAACAGCAUGUAAUAGCUUUUUAAGUGGUUUACCGGAAAUUUUGGAUUCUAAUUUAGUAGUAGCAAAUCAGAUUGUGAUGCUUGGUGUACAACUUUUGCUUUAUUUACCAUCGCCUCAAAAAUUGGCCAACGAUCAAUCAUCGGCGGAAUAUUCACUUAUAUUAUUAGACAAUAACGCUCGACAUUUUUGGCUAAAUGCAGUUAUUCUUAUACUUUAUAAUAGCAGAGAAUAA